GUGUGAGACCCCUUCCCCACGUAGCACAAAAACAAGAUGGCAGCAUGUAGCAGAGAACUCAUUCAAAAGAAAGGCACAGCUAACUCAAUCAUUUGGAACUGGUUCGGUUUUGAUGCUUCAGACGAACAACAGACAAAGCCUCGCUGCAAAGUAUGUUUAAAGGCCGUUGCUAUCGGAAGUAGCAGUACAACAAAUCUGUUCCAGCACCUGAAGAAUAAACACUCCGCAGAAUGGGAGAAGUGUACCAGGCUCCGGCACGAUGACAGCAGCUCCAGCACCCCUGCUAAAAGGCAAACAACACUCCCCGAGAGCAUUACAAACUGUGUGCCGUAUGAUAAGAAUGGGGCGCGUUGGAAAGCGAUUACAGAGGCCAUCACGUCUUACAUUGCCACGGACAUGCUGCCAAUUUACUCUGUCGAAAAGCGAGGCUUUAAUCACCUGUUGAAAGUGUUAGAUGCAAAGUACGUUGUACCCAGUCGCAAGUAUUUCGCCGAUGUGGCGCUGCCUCACUUGUACAAUACCACUCGGCAAAAGAUCCGCAACAAGCUGGAGGAGGUGGCGUUUUAUUCUGCCACCACGGACAUGUGGUCCAGUCGGACAAUGCAGCCGUACAUGAGUCUCACAGCGCAUUAUAUCAACGACAGCUGGACCAUGCGCAGCAUCUGCCUCCAGACAGCAUAUUUCCCCGAUGACCACACCGGUGAAAUAAUUGCCCACGGAUUAAAAGAUGCUCUCAGUUCCUGGGGCCUUUCUGAAGAACGACUCACAUGUAUGACAACUGACAGCGGCACCAACAUCAUUAAAGCUCUGAAGGAGAACAACUGGCCCAGCCUUCAGUGCUUUGGGCACAAACUGCACAACGCUAUAGAGAACGGCGUGAAGGACCCAAGGAUUGAUCGGGCCAUCGGGGUUUGCAAAAAAGCUGUAUCAGCCUUCUCUUACAGCUGGAAAAAAAGGCGAGACAUGACUGAGGUGCAGGCUGAGCUUGGUCUACCCCAGCAUCUUUUGAUCUCAGAAUCCCCAACACGUUGGGGGUCUCGUCAAAAGAUGAUUGAGCGCUUUCUCGAGCAAGAGAAGGCAAUAACUCGUGUCCUGGGUGCGGACAAGAAAACGCGUCAUCUUGUUCCUACAUGGCAAGAUUUGGAAGUAUUAGAAGCCACCAACAAAGCCGUGAAACCUCUCCAGGACUUCACAGAUGCACUGUCAGGGGAAUCAUAUGUCAGUGUGUCAUGCAUCAAACCAGUCCUGCAUUUGUUCAAAACAAAGCUCCUCCUGCCAGAAGAGGAGGAUUUGGAGCUAACAAAAACAAUCAAAACCAACAUCAUGCGUUACUUCGAACACAAAUACUGUGAUCGGGAGAAAGAGGAACUUUUGGACAUGGCCACACUUACAGACCCGAGGUUCCGUACAACCUACACUGAUGCAGGCAACUUGGAAGCUGUCAAAAAAAGAGCUGUCUCUGAGAUUUCUGCUCUCUGCACCUCUACCACAGAGGAAGCUGGCCCCACUGAUGUUCAAGAGAACACCCCACCGAAAAAGAAAAUGACUCUGGGUGCCUUCUUUAAAAACAGUGCACCGUCUACCCCACACCCAGAAUCAGAGAAAAGAAAAAUAGAGACUGAGCUCGCAACAUAUUUGCUUAUUCCAGACAUAGAGCCAGACACAGAUCCACUUGAAUGGUGGAAGCAGCAUCAGCCCAACUUUCCGAGUCUAAGCUUACUGGCUAAGAAAUAUCUGUCUAUUCCAGCCACGAGUGCCCCCUCAGAGAGGGUAUUUAGUGUGGGUGGGGGGAUAGUUACCUGCAACCGGGCCUGCCUCAAGCCAGAGGUUGUGGACAGACUCAUCUUUCUUGCAAAAAAUGCUUAGAAUGAGCAUACAUGUAACAGUGUGCAAGACAUCUAACAAGCACAUAUUUUGUUGUUAAAGAUAAGUUUGUUUACACUUGUUCACCCUUGUUCAUCUAAGUAGACUACAGUAUAUGUCUACCAAAGGUUUGUAAACAUGUUUCAUGUUGUAUUUGCACUAUGCUGAGAUGUAUUUAGAUACUCAUUUUUGUUUAGUUAUCUGAUUUCUUAAUCAGAAAAUUUAAGCUGCUGUGAAGCUGUUGUUGCACUUUAAAAACUUGAACCUGGGUUAAAGCUUGAAAUUGUUGAAUUACAGAGCCUCAUUAACUUGUUCAUUAAAUUGUUUACAUGCGUUUUUUUAUUCUGAGGACAAUUACAGCAAUAAAGUUACUUUUGACAGUA
Messenger RNA from Acanthochromis polyacanthus (spiny chromis), 2246 nucleotides. Its product is annotated as E3 SUMO-protein ligase ZBED1-like. NCBI's taxonomy places the organism in Eukaryota, Metazoa, Chordata, Actinopteri, Pomacentridae. The transcript is spliced from 2 exons. The coding region runs from base 37 to 1866 and encodes 609 amino acids. The record is from RefSeq and is a predicted model, not a curated record. Gene Ontology annotation, molecular function: protein dimerization activity; DNA binding.